Messenger RNA from Arctia plantaginis, 585 nucleotides. The record is from the annotation of a GenBank genome assembly. NCBI's taxonomy places the organism in Eukaryota, Metazoa, Arthropoda, Insecta, Lepidoptera, Erebidae.
AUGGCGACCGUGUUGCGAUCACAGUGCGCGUUUGCGCGACUUUUUGUUGGAAAAACCGGACAAAUCCUGAACAACGCAAUUGAUUUGGGUGUAAAACUUGCUCCGGAACCACAAUCGGCAUUGCUGUCCAAAAAUUACUCAAACUACGCCCAUUCACCUUUUGUCACCAAAAUAAAAAAAGAACAAUAUGAAUACGAAAUCGUGAAGAAGCCACCAGAGUGGACAUACGUGGAAAGAUUAUUGCCAUUCAACACAAUACCUGCAGUUACUCCUAAGGAGACUUAUCCUUCAGGUUGGAUUCCGCCUCGGGAAGAAGCCAAAAAUCUGCCCUUCUUCUUGCCAAGGACAAAAUUUCAUGACUUACCAAUAUAUUUACAUGUAACCUACAGGGGUAUGCGUAAAAUAUCUAAAAUUAAAAGAAUUGAGGGGGAUAUAUGGUUGUUAAAUGAUGAAAUAAAAAAAUAUUUGAAAGAAAAAAAUAAGAGAUACGUAGAAACCCGUGUGCAAGAAGUUGCUAGAUUCAUAGAAGUAAAAGGUGAUCACGUGAAUUAUUUAAUUGAAUGGGCACAUACCAAAGGUUUUUAG